UUUCAAGUACCACGACAUGUUCCGACAUCCACAUCCACAGUGCCGGCACUUACAUGGAGAGACGAUACCGCAGAGCUCCAAAGAAUCGCAACUACGCUCUCCGUCCAUCGCAUGCCGCAGCCCACCAUCACGAGAACCCGCCCUCGACUUUGAAAGCGACCCUUUCGACUUGUCCGAGUGCGUCAAGGACUUCAUCACCCAUUUCCAGCCCACGGGUCAAGCCAAAUAUGCCCGUCCGAGCGUAUCCUUCAGCAACCUCAGCGUCUUCGAUACCGGCUCCGAGCUUCAGUUGCAGGCUCCUGUCCUGGCGACAUCUUUUCUUUCGGCAAGUCCAAGCCCAAGCAGAUUCUUCACGACUUCAAUUGUUGUUUCUAAAGCCGUGAACUCCUCGUCGUUCUCCGCCGUCCUGGGUUCGGAUGCAUCCCAUUUGCGCCCGGGACAACAGCACCUGGACUCGUUCGACCAAGCCCUGCGCAUAUCGUCCAACAUGGCUAUCCAAUCCCAUGCUGUUGCCAUUUACCAAGCUAGCCAAGCCAUCUACAACGAAUUCGACAAGGCCACCGUGUUGUACGAAGGGAGGCAGAUUUACUUUGGCCCGACACCCAUGGCCAAGUCCUUCUUGAAUGUCAGGGCUGGCAUGGAGCUCAAGAUCCCGAGUACUGGCGCGAAUCUCCCCGAAUACAACGCGUUGCUGGAAGAGAGGGAGUAUGAUGAGCGGAAGCCGGAAGCUAUAGCCCGGAUUCGUUAGCACAAGGAACGUCGACAGGCCAAGCACGCAAGAACCAAGUCACCAUAAACAAUCUCGUGUGCUUCCUCUCCUUGAGUUCCUCCUUCCUUG
Molecule: messenger RNA, 838 nt
Organism: Neurospora crassa OR74A
Lineage: Eukaryota; Fungi; Ascomycota; Sordariomycetes; Sordariales; Sordariaceae
Exons: 3
Coding region: 17-748 (243 amino acids)
Source: RefSeq, a predicted model, not a curated record